Adineta ricciae is the source of this 786-nucleotide messenger RNA. The record is from the annotation of a GenBank genome assembly. Lineage: Eukaryota; Metazoa; Rotifera; Eurotatoria; Adinetida; Adinetidae.
AUGAAUGAAAACCAAAUCUCUUACUCAAUUCCAUCCUCUGACUAUUGGGAACCAUGGUUGAUCGGUUUACUAGCAACAGGUCAAUUACUGAUGACACUGGGCGUUCUCGCCAUGGAAAUUGGCAAUGCAAUCGUCGAUUUAUUUCGAGCUAAUGUCUAUUCAGGUUUUUGGUCGUGUCCAUUCAUGCUUGCAGCAGUACUUGCAACGUAUGCCUAUGUUUGUACGAAAAGAACGCGAACGAAGUCAUUCAUCGCUUUAAUUCUUCAAUCGAUUUCAAUUCUUGUCGUUCUAUUGGUUCUGGCAUUUUUGAUUGCAAUUAUUGCUAGUAAUUUUAGUUUAUGUUUGGGUAUUCAGUGUUCUCAGGAAGCAUCGACUUAUUUUUCGACCACGACUUACAAUUUUCUCAAACGCGCGUUCAUUUUAUGCGAAUUUCUCUGUGCGAUUAUUUAUAUCGUAUUCGCAUUUAUUUACGUUUUUCUAUUUAUUCAACGUUAUCAGAAAUCAACACGUGUGAAUCCAACGGCGUAUGUUCCAUCAGCACGAACGACAAUCUUACGUCGACGAUUGCCGGCAUCAUCGCGAAAAGCUCGAUGGAAGAUCGGUUCGAACCGACUGGAUGUGAACGAACGCGUCUAUGUUUUGUCUUCCACGUUAUCGACGUAUAGCGGUGCUCAACAAGUGUGUCCGAUUUGUAAACACAUUUCGUUAUAUAUUCCCCAGGGGAAUAUUGUUCAAUGUCCAAAAUGCGCCUAUCAAUCACCAUUCGUCGAACACGCACAACAAUAG